UGCCGCCCGCAGCCCGCAGCCCGCAGCCCGCAGCCCGCAGCCCGCGCCCGGCCGGAGCCUGGGGCCGGGACGCGUGUGGGGGCCGCGGCGGGGAGGGGCGCGGGGGGCGAGGGCGCCGCGAAGGCGGGGCAGGCGGACGCGCGUGCGGGCGGCGGAGGGCCGGGCCGGGCUGGGCGGACGCCGGGUGCGCGCGGCUCCGGGGCGGGAGGCCAGGCGGGGAGCUCGGGCAUGGGGGCCGCCCUGCGGGGGGGUCGGGGCCGCCGGCGCCGGCGCCGCGGCGGCGACUGAAGCCGGGAAGAGCAGGGGGGGCGGGGGAGCGGUCGCCGCCGCCCCCCGGAGCCGCCGGAGCCCCGCCGCCCGCUCGGAGCCGCCAGCCGCCGCCAGCUCACAGGCCACACUGAAAACAGACCCUGUGAAGUCCGGGUGACUGCACUGGACCUGGCUGGGAGAGCCCACUUCCUGCUUCCCAGGCCUCAGCUGUGGGGACUUGAGGUGAAGCAGAGAUAUUUCUGUAUCCAGCUGCCCAGGCAGAGGAGAAUGGGGUCUCCACAGCCUAAAGAAUGAAGACACGACAGAAUAAAGACUCAAUGUCAAUGAGGAGUGGACGGAAGAAAGAGGCCCCUGGGCCCCGGGAAGAACUGAGAUCGAGGGGCCGGGCCUCCCCUGGAGGGGUCAGCACAUCCAGCAGUGAUGGCAAAGCUGAGAAGUCUAGGCAGACGGCCAAGAAGGCCCGAGUAGAGGAAGCCUCCACCCCGAAGGUCAGCAAGCAGGGCCGAAGUGAGGAGAUCUCAGAGAGUGAAAGCGAGGAGACCAAUGCACCAAAAAAGACCAAAACUGAGCAGGAGCUCCCAAGGCCACAAUCACCCUCCGACCUGGACAGCUUAGAUGGACGAAGCCUCAAUGAUGAUGGCAGCAGCGACCCUAGGGACAUUGACCAGGACAACCGCAGUACAUCCCCCAGCAUCUACAGCCCUGGAAGCGUGGAGAAUGACUCUGACUCGUCCUCUGGGCUAUCUCAGGGCCCUGCCCGCCCCUACCACCCACCUCCUCUCUUCCCCCCCUCCCCACCACCACCAGACAACACUAACCGCCAACCAGAGCCGGGGUUUGAGCCCCACCCUUCUGUGACCACCACUGGAUAUCAUGCUCCCAUGGAUCCCCCCCCAUCUCGAAUGUUCCAGGUUCCUCCUGGAGCCCCUCCCACUCACCCGCAGCUGUACCCUGGGGGUGCUGGUGGUGGUGGGGUUUUGUCUGGACCCCCCAUGGGCCCCAAGGGGGGAGCGGCAGCCUCUUCAGUGGGGGCCCCUGGUGGGGGUAAGCAGCACCCCCCGCCUACCACCCCCAUCUCAAUAUCAAGCUCUGGGGCUGGCAGUGCUCCCCCAUCAAAGCCAUCCAACGCUCCAGUGGGUGGUGGGAACCUCUCCUCCGCACCCCCAACGGCCAACUUUCCCCACGUGACCCCAAACCUGCCGCCCCCGCCAGCUCUGAGACCCCUGAACAAUGCCUCAGCCUCGCCCCCUGGCCUGGGGGCUCAGCCCCUCCCUGGGCAUAUGCCCUCACCCCACGCCAUGGGGCAGGGUAUGGGCGGACUCCCUCCGGGCCCGGAGAAAGGCCCCACUCUUGCUCCUUCACCCCACCCCCUGCCCCCGGCUUCCUCCUCUGCCCCUGCGCCGAUGCGCUACCCUUACUCUUCCUCCAGCACGAGCUCGGCCGCAGCCUCCUCCUCCAGCUCCGCCCCCGCCCCCCAGUACCCCGCUUCCCAGGCCCUGCCCAGCUACCCGCACUCCUUCCCUCCCCCCGCCGGCCUCUCCGUCUCCAACCAGCCGCCCAAGUACACGCAGCCUUCUCUGCCCUCCCAGGCCGUGUGGAGCCAGGGCCCCCCGCCGCCCCCCUAUGGCCGGCUCUUAGGCAGCAACAACGCCCACCCGGGCCCCUACCCUCCUUCCACGGGGGGCCAGUCGGCGGCGCACCCCCCUGGCCAGGCUCACCACCACCACCAGCAGCAGCAGCAGCAGCAGCACCAUGGCAGCUCGGGGCCGCCCCCCGCGGCCUACCCGCACCCCAUGGAGGGCAGUGGCUCCCACCACGCGCACCCCUACGCCAUGUCGCCCUCCCUGGGCUCCCUGAGGCCCUACCAGCCGGGGCCGGGGCCGGCGCACCUGCCUCCACCUCACAGCCAGGUGUCCUACAGCCAGGCCGGGCCCAGCGGACCCCCAGCCACCGCUUCGGCCACCGCAGGCGCCACCUCCCAGGGCUCCUACCCGUGUGCGCACCCCUCCCCUAGCCAGGGCCCCCAAGGGGCGCCCUACCCCUUCCCAGCGGCGCCCCCGGUCACCACCUCCUCGGCCACCCUCUCCACGGUGAUCGCCACGGUGGCCUCCUCGCCCGCGGGCUACAAGACAGCCUCCCCCCCGGGGGCCCCCCAGUACGGGAAGAGAGCCCCGUCCCCGGGCUACAAGACAGCCACCCCGCCGGGGUACAAGCCGGGGUCACCGCCCUCCUUCCGCACCGGGACCCCGCCGGGCUACCGAGGCGCCUCGCCGCCAGCGGGCCCGGGGACUUUCAAGCCGGGCUCGCCCACCGUGGGGCCGGGGCCGCUGCCGCCCGCGGGGCCCCCCCUGCCGCCGCCUGCGGCCCCCGCGGCCGCGCCGCCCCUCAACGCCUCGCAGAUCAAACAGGAGCCGGCCGAGGAGUACGAGGCCCCCGAGAGCCCGGCGCCCCCCGCACGCAGCCCGUCGCCGCCGCCCAAGGUGGUGGACGUGCCGAGCCACGCCAGCCAGUCGGCCAGGUUCAACAAACACCUGGACCGCGGUUUCAACUCGUGCGCGCGCAGCGACCUGUACUUCGUGCCGCUAGAGGGCUCCAAGCUGGCCAAGAAGCGGGCCGACCUGGUGGAGAAGGUGCGGCGCGAGGCCGAACAGCGCGCGCGCGAGGAGAAGGAACGCGAGCGCGAGCGGGAACGCGAGAAGGAGCGCGAGCGCGAGAAGGAGCGCGAGCUGGAACGCAGCGUGAAGUUGGCUCAGGAGGGCCGUGCCCCCGUGGAAUGUCCAUCUCUCGGCCCAGUGCCCCAUCGGCCUCCAUUUGAGCCGGGCAGCGCGGUGGCCACGGUGCCGCCCUACCUGGGCCCCGACACCCCGGCCCUGCGCACGCUCAGCGAGUACGCGCGGCCCCACGUCAUGUCUCCGGGCAACCGCAACCAUCCCUUCUACGUGCCCCUGGGGGCAGUGGACCCGGGGCUCCUGGGCUACAACGUGCCGGCCCUGUACAGCAGUGACCCUGCAGCCCGCGAGAGGGAGCGGGAGGCCCGCGAGCGAGAUCUCCGAGACCGCCUCAAGCCUGGCUUCGAGGUGAAGCCCAGUGAGCUGGAGCCCCUCCACGGGGUCCCGGGGCCAGGCCUGGAUCCCUUCCCUCGGCACGGGGGCUUGGCGCUGCAGCCCGGCCCGCCCGGCCUGCACCCCUUCCCCUUUCAUCCGAGCCUGGGGCCCCUGGAGAGAGAGCGGCUGGCGCUGGCUGCCGGGCCUGCCCUGCGGCCUGACAUGUCUUACGCUGAGCGCCUGGCUGCCGAGAGACAGCACGCCGAAAGGGUGGCGGCCCUAGGCAAUGACCCACUGGCUCGGCUGCAGAUGCUCAACGUGACCCCCCAUCACCACCAGCACUCCCACAUCCACUCUCACCUGCACCUCCACCAGCAGGAUGCCAUCCACGCAGCCUCUGCCUCGGUGCACCCUCUCAUUGACCCCCUGGCCUCAGGGUCUCACCUUACCCGGAUCCCCUACCCAGCUGGGACCCUCCCCAACCCCCUUCUUCCUCACCCUCUGCACGAGAAUGAAGUUCUUCGUCACCAGCUCUUUGCCACUCCUUACCGGGACCUGCCGGCCUCCCUCUCUGCCCCAAUGUCUGCUGCCCACCAGCUGCAGGCCAUGCACGCGCAGUCGGCUGAGCUGCAGCGCCUGGCGCUGGAGCAGCAGCAGUGGCUGCACGCCCACCACCCUCUGCACAGCGUGCCGCUGCCUGCCCAGGAGGACUACUAUAGGAGAGGGGCCCGCCUCACCUCUGCUCUGCACCUCCUCCCCAGUCACCUGAAAAAGGAGAGCGACAAGCCGCUGUAGAACCCUCAGUCCACAGCACCCAAGGCCCCUGCAUCUGGACCCAGGAGGCCUCCCUCGCGCCCUGCCACCCAGAGCCACGGAGGGCUGCUCAGUCGCCCGCAGCCUCAGCAGCCAGGCACAGGGAGGGCACAAGAACCCGCUGGAAGGCCCAGGCCCCUGUGGCCCGCACAGAUGGGGAGUGGCAGGGGCUGAAACGCACAGAAUCUUGGACCAGGUCCCUCUUCUUGCCCCCCUGCUUCCUCCCUCCCUCGUGCCCAGCCUCCCUGGUGGCCAUCACCCGCCCGCCCCCACCCCUUUGGUGUGAUGAUUUCAUCUGUUAGAUGUGGCUGUUUUCCGUAGCAUCUCGUGCCUCCCUGCCUCUCUCCCGCCCCCGUGUGCGCACCCCCUCUGCGAUGUAUGCCCCCUACCCCCAGCCCCUCUCCUACAUUAAUAAUUUAUAUAUAUAAAUAUCUAUAUGACGCUCUUUAAAAAAACAUCCCAACCAAAACCAACCAAACAAAAAACAUCCUCACGACUUCCCAGGAA
Molecule: messenger RNA, 4634 nt
Organism: Erinaceus europaeus (western European hedgehog)
Lineage: Eukaryota; Metazoa; Chordata; Mammalia; Eulipotyphla; Erinaceidae
Gene: ATN1
Product: atrophin 1
Exons: 10
Coding region: 561-4109 (1182 amino acids)
Cellular component (GO): nucleus
Molecular function (GO): transcription corepressor activity
Source: RefSeq, a predicted model, not a curated record